Messenger RNA from Camelina sativa (false flax), 1649 nucleotides. RefSeq names its product serine carboxypeptidase-like 22. Gene Ontology annotation, molecular function: serine-type carboxypeptidase activity. Gene Ontology annotation, biological process: proteolysis; brassinosteroid mediated signaling pathway. The record is from RefSeq and is a predicted model, not a curated record. NCBI's taxonomy places the organism in Eukaryota, Viridiplantae, Streptophyta, Magnoliopsida, Brassicales, Brassicaceae.
UAAACCAAUAGAAGAAAAAAAACACACUGUAGUGAAUGAGUGAGAGAAAGAGAUAUGGCAAGAACCCACUUAAUCUCUCUUCUACUAGUGCUCUCAUCAACAUCAACUUUAUCAACAUUACCAUCAUCAAAAGAGCAAGAAGAGGACAGGAUCAAAUCACUUCCAGGGCAACCAAAAGUAGGAUUCUCACAGUUUGCGGGUUAUGUGACUGUAAACGAAUCACAUGGUCGAUCACUCUUCUACUGGCUCACUGAGUCAUCAUCUCAGUCUACUCACACCGAACCACUUCUUCUUUGGCUUAAUGGAGGACCUGGCUGCUCGUCGAUUGCUUAUGGAGCGUCGGAGGAGAUUGGACCAUUUCGGAUCACAAAAACUGGUUGCAGUCUUUAUCUCAACAACUUUUCUUGGAACACAGAGGCAAACCUUUUAUUUUUGGAAUCCCCCGUUGGAGUUGGUUUUUCAUACACCAACACAAGCUCUGAUUUCGAAGAAUUUGGAGACGAACGUACAGCUCAGGAAAAUUUGAUAUUUCUAAUGAAGUGGAUGUCAAGAUUUCCUCAGUACCAAUAUAGAGAUUUUUACAUUGUUGGUGAAAGCUACGCUGGCCAUUAUGUUCCUCAGCUUGCCAAAAAGAUUCAAGAGUACAAUAACGCCUCUAAAAGACCAAUCAUCAAUCUCAAAGGUUUCAUGGUUGGAAACCCAGAGAUGGACAAAAACAACGACAAACUCGGGACCAUAACGUAUUGGUGGUCUCACGCGAUGAUCUCCGACACUUCCUACAGUUCCAUCCUCGAAAACUGCGAUUUCGCGGCAGAGAGAUUCUCGAAAGAAUGUGACUCAGCCAUUUACAACGCUGCGGCUGACUUUGGCGACAUAGAUCAGUACAGCAUAUACACACCCAAGUGUGUACCUCUACAACAACAAACAACGAACCAAACCAAGUUUGUGGAGAUGAUGAAUAUGCAUAUAACUAAACGGUUUUUAGAAGAUCAGUAUGACCCUUGUACCGAAAACUACGCCGAGAUUUAUUAUAACCGUCCUGAGGUACAACGAGCCAUGCACGCUAACCAAACUGUCGUCAUUCCAUAUAAGUGGACCGCUUGCAGUGACUCUGUGUUUAAUAACUGGAAUUGGAGAGAGUCCGACAAUUCAAUGCUGCCGAUAUACAAGGAACUCAUUGCUGCUGGUCUACGGAUCUGGGUCUUCAGCGGCGACACAGAUUCGGUGAUUCCAGUGACUGCGACUAGGUUUUCCCUCAGCAAACUAAAUCUUGCGGUGAAAACUCGCUGGUACCCUUGGUACUCCGGAGAUCAGGUAGGAGGACGUACAGAAGUAUAUGAUGGGCUUACCUUUGUGACGGUAAGAGGGGCCGGCCAUGAGGUACCAUUCUUCCAACCGAAGAGUGCGUUAGUUCUUUUAAGAUCAUUCUUGGCUGGAGAAGAGCUUCCAAGAUCUUAUUAGUGAUGACCAACAUUUGGAGCUCCACUGGUACUUGUACUAGGCAACCUUUCAAAGAAACUACGCCUCAAAGUCCAUCAGUUUUGAUGUUGGGGGAGAUGACUAAUUCACAGCUCUAGUAAUUGAUAGAGGAGAUUAAGGACCAAAUGUUUUUGAAGAUAUUUUUUAAAAUUCGAAUUGAUAUCCAAAGA